Messenger RNA from Medicago truncatula (barrel medic), 1986 nucleotides. RefSeq names its product pentatricopeptide repeat-containing protein At2g36240. Gene Ontology annotation, molecular function: protein binding. NCBI's taxonomy places the organism in Eukaryota, Viridiplantae, Streptophyta, Magnoliopsida, Fabales, Fabaceae. The coding region runs from base 110 to 1567 and encodes 485 amino acids. The transcript has a single exon. The record is from RefSeq and is a predicted model, not a curated record.
GAUCUUGAAACACAAGGAUUGUCGUGUCUAAAAACAAGAAAAGGGAAGAUCGUCAAAAAGACAUGUAAAAACUGAACAACCAAAACAACAGGGCCAAACGAAAAUUAACAUGAAAAAGCAUUUACUAAAACCAAUAACAAAACCACCACCACCAAUCCUCAACCCACCACCACCACCACCGCCACCAACAACAACCACAUCACUCUUCCCUCCAACACUCUCCCCCACCCAACACUACACCCACUUUCUCCACUUCCUCAACCACCACCUCACUCCACCUCUCACCCCACAAACCCUAACCCACUUCCUCAAAUCCAAACUCCACCACCACCCUUCCUUCACCCACUUCGACUUCCAUCUCUUCUCUUGGGCUUCCACCCUCGACACAUUCUCUCACAACCACACCUCCUACGAAUGGAUGACACGUACCCUUGCUCUCUCUCAUCGUUUCUCUCUCCUCCGCACCCUCCUCACUUUCAUCUCCACCAACCCCUGCCAAUGCUCUCAAGCCAUCUUCUCUUGCCCACAAACCGAACCCAUUUUCCGUUUUGCAAUUCAGUAUUACUGUAAAGCUUUCAAAUUUGAUGAUGCUGUUUAUGCUUUUAAUGUUAUGCGCAGGUUAAUUGACGGAAAACCGAGUGUUUCGGUUUGUAAUAUUUUGAUUCAUGGGUUUGUUAAAUCUGGUAGAUUUGAUAGAGCUUUUGAGUUUUAUAAUCAGAUGGUUAAGGAUAGGAUUAAGCCUGAUGUGUUUACUUUUAAUAUUUUGAUUAGUGGUUAUUGUAGGGAUUUUAAAUUUGGUUUUGCAUUGGAGAUGUUUGAUGAAAUGAGGAAAAUGGGGUGUCAUCCAAAUGUUGUUACUUUUAAUACUUUGAUUAAAGGGUUGUUUAGGGAAUGUAGAGUUGAUGAAGGGAUUGGGAUGGUUUAUGAGAUGAUUGAAUUGGGAUGUCAGCUUUCUGAUGUUACUUGUGAGAUUUUGGUUGAUGGGCUUUGUAAGGAAGGGAGGGUUUCGCAGGUGUGUGAUUUGUUGAUGGAGUUUUCUAAGAGAGGGGUUUUGCCUAAAGGUUAUGAUUAUUUUGUUUUGGUGGAAAUUUUGUGUGGGAAAGGAGAGGCUUUUAAAGCUUUAGAGGUUAUUUAUGAGUUGUGGAGCAAAGGAUGUGUCCCUAGCUUGAUUUCUUGUAUUGUAAUGAUUGAUGGUUUGAGAGGAUUGGGGAAGAUUGAAGAGGCAAUGAGAUUGGUUGAAAAAAUGCUUAAAGAGGAGGGUAUGGUACUUGAUGUUGUGACUUUCAAUUCUGUCCUUCAAGAUCUUUGUGAUGCGGGAAGGACUGAAGAUGCAAAUAGGUUGAGAUUACUUGCUUCUAGCAAGGGUUUGGAACCCGAUGCCAUGACUUAUAAAAUUCUGGUUGCUGGGUAUAGAGGAGAGGGAAAUCAAUCGGAAGGAGAGUUAGUGGUAAAUGAAAUGUUGGAUAAGGGGUUUAUACCUGAUCUUGCUUCAUAUAAUAAAUUGAUGGAUGCACUAUCUAAUUGUCAACGCCCCAACCGUUAUCAAGCGAACCAAAUUGGCAGGUGAAAAUGCAAACAAUAAAAGAUUUAACUUGGUUGUCAAGUUUUGUAAAAAAAAAAAAACUUGGCUGUCAAGUAUGACUCUUGUUUGGGCUAAGAUGGUUGAGGAAUGAUUGAGAAGUGAGCCUGUAAUCAGCUGAAAGUUCAGACGAUUAGUACCAGUUGUUUUGCGCAACGAUGAAGAUAGGUUGCAAUUGCAAAUUUGCAAUUGCAAGUCCACUUUGAAGAUGGUUGGUGCUCUACACACACGUCUUUUAAAAUUAUUUAACUGUUAAGAUUAUUUUUCCUGAUGCUAGCGAACAUCGUAAAUAUGUUCCAUCUGAUUGAGACUGAUACACAAAGUCCAUGUCUCCUCUGUGAGUUACUAGACAUCAUUUAUGUGUUUUCAUUAUUUAAUAACAGCAAUCUUAAGUUUGUUGUUAUCCA